AUGUGAUGAAGUCGAGAAAAUGUACAUGGAGAAUAUACUUGGCAAGUUACCAACCACCCAUGAUGCCUCUGCUGGUAUUGAGAAAGAUAUGUCACAGCUGAACACCAAUACAAAGGUCGAGAGAAAUUACAAUGAAGCGCUGAAUUCAUACAGAUCUAGACUUAAAGCAAAUAUGAAGGAUGCAGUAGAUUUAAUGAUGAAGUGGCCAAAGGCUGACAAUGGUCCAAAUCCAGAGUAUGAGGAAAGCCUAAACCAAAUGAUAAAAUCUAUAUGUGGGGACAACACAAGUUUCAUGAAAGAAUUCAUUGCUGAAUUAAUGGAGCAAAGCAUAGCUGUAUGUGGACCUCCACCCUGUAAAUUCACAAUGGUGGGACUGGGGUCUCUUGCAAGAGGUGAAAGCACCCCCUACUCUGAUCUAGAGUAUCUCUUCCUUACAGAAAAUAAUAACCAUGAGGAAUAUUUCCUCAACCUCCACUUCUACUUUCAAAUAAAAGUGCUCAACUUGGGAGAAACCCCUCUUCCUGUAUUGGGAAUUAAGGGGUCAAAUGACUUCUACACAGAAAAAGAAAAAUUGUCACAUGUAUUUUAUGAUGAUACAACACCUAGCAGGUUCAAGUUAGAUGGCAACAGGCCAUGGGCAUCUAAAUUACCACCUGGUCAUGAGGGAACGGAGAAAAAAGAUCCAAUCAAACUAACUGGAACACCAAAGUACGUGGCUGAGCUUAGCACAAACGAAUCUAAUGAGAAAAAUGGUUAUCACCUGGCAACUAUCAUCUCCACAGCAACCAACAUAAUGGGUGAUGAGGGAUUGUUUGAGGAAUUCAGAAUCCAACUAGCUAGGGU
Messenger RNA from Owenia fusiformis, 843 nucleotides. NCBI's taxonomy places the organism in Eukaryota, Metazoa, Annelida, Polychaeta, Sabellida, Oweniidae. The record is from the annotation of a GenBank genome assembly.